AUGGAGGAUCCAAAACGAAGUAAAUCGGUACAGGAUGUGAGGUCUAGGUUACGUGAAACACAACAGAAAAGGAAGGAUUUUUAUAAAUCAUCUCAUUCUAUUCCGUCCCGAUUUGAAACAAAAUUAAAUUCAUCAUCUUUGGAAAAGAAGGGAUUUGGAACGAGUAGUUGUAGAUUUCAAGUAUUUGUGAAUGAUUUGGGUGGCCCUAAUGCAACCACCUAUUCCAUUAAUAGAGAACUACUUGAACGGAAAACGUCAGACUCAAAGAAAGGUUAUGGAUAUAUGGUAUCGAAUACUAAACGAUGGUAUGAUGCUCCAAGAAGUACAUUUAUAACACCUGGACCUGGUUCUACGGAGCCCCUUCAAUUCUUUUCGUCAACCACAAUACAAGACAAACGAAUUCCCUCGUCGGCCGGUGUUGGAAGUAGAGCUUUUUUAUCCUCAUCGCCGACCAAGACAAAAAUUGAAUCAGAAACACCACCUACGGUUGGUCCUGGAACUUAUAAUGUGUGUGAGUCGUCGUUUGACAAGAAACGAGUGGGAUCUGCCGGUAAAUCCUCCAUGUUUGCUUCAAAAACAAAGAGAUUUUCAGAAGAGAAUCGUUCAUCAUCUCCAACAGAUAUUGUCAACCAUUUCGAAGAAAGCAUUGAAGAAAAAUAUGAACGAGAAAAUCCAUCACGAGGAAUUUACCGAAUAAGAGAGAAAAAAGAAUUACCUCAAGCAAUAUUUCGAUCGACGACGAGAAGAGAUAUUGAGAAUGGAAAACCUCAAUACGAAUCGAUUGAUAUUUCAGAAAUUACUAAACCCAAAUCUGCCUCACGAAGUACCAGAGAAAUUCAAAUUGAUGAUUCUGACAAGGAUCCUCGUUCUUUCUUUUUCAAAAACGAUGCCAUCGAUCGGUUUGGCAACUUUACAGGAAAAACAAGAAAAAAGAAGCACUCCAAGGAACAACCAGACCCAAUAUACUAUCCCACAACCGAUCGAUUUGGCUCCAAUUUGGCUGAUAAGGACAACAAGAAGCACAUUAGCUCUAGCUUCUUUGUCAGCAAUUCAAAAAGAGACCCUUAUGUUCCAACUGAAAAUGCAGACCUGUAUCCAGGAAAAUAUGACUACUCUCAGCUAUUUGCCACAGGUAAAACAAGGACUUUCAACGCCAAUAAACGUGGUAUAUUUCUGUAA
This is a messenger RNA of Naegleria lovaniensis, 1179 nucleotides long. RefSeq lists its product as uncharacterized. The transcript is spliced from 3 exons. The record is from RefSeq and is a predicted model, not a curated record. Bases 1 to 1179 code for a protein of 392 amino acids. Lineage: Eukaryota; Heterolobosea; Eutetramitea; Acrasida; Naegleriidae.